Pyrgilauda ruficollis (rufous-necked snowfinch) is the source of this 1578-nucleotide messenger RNA. Its product is annotated as 5-hydroxytryptamine receptor 5A-like. Gene Ontology annotation, molecular function: neurotransmitter receptor activity; G protein-coupled serotonin receptor activity. The record is from RefSeq and is a predicted model, not a curated record. The transcript is spliced from 2 exons. Gene Ontology annotation, biological process: chemical synaptic transmission; G protein-coupled receptor signaling pathway, coupled to cyclic nucleotide second messenger. Bases 119 to 1225 code for a protein of 368 amino acids. Gene Ontology annotation, cellular component: dendrite; plasma membrane. Lineage: Eukaryota; Metazoa; Chordata; Aves; Passeriformes; Passeridae.
GCCGCUGAGCGGAGGCGCGUCCCCGCUGUGGGGCUCCCGCUCGCCGGCAGCGGGGCUGGGGACAGUGCCGGCGGCCUGGGAAGGGGCAGCGGUGAGGAGUCGAGCCCUGAUCCCGGGCAUGGCGGAGACCCUGAGCCCCUGCUCCCCACGGGGUCAGUGCCAGCCCAGCAUGGGCGCCAAUACCUCGUCCGCCAACGUGGACAGCAACGCCUCCUCCUCGGUGGUGGGCGGCAGCGCGUGGAGGGGCCGGGAACCCUUCUCCAUCUUCACCGUCCUCAUCCUCACCCUGCUGGUGCUGCUGACCGUGGCCACCUUCCUCUGGAACCUGCUGGUGCUGGCGACCAUCCUGCGAGUGAAGGCCUUCCACCGGGUGCCCCACAACCUGGUGGCCUCCACGGCGGUGUCGGACGUGCUGGUGGCGGCCCUGGUGAUGCCGCUCAGCCUGGUGAAGGAGCUGUCGGCCGGGCGGCGGUGGCGGCUGGGCCGGGAGCUGUGCCUCGUGUGGGUGUGCUUCGACAUGCUGUGCUGCACGGCCAGCAUCUGGAACGUGACGGCCAUCGCCCUGGACCGCUACUGGUCCAUCACCCGGCAGCUGCAGUACACGCUGCUCGCCCGCCGCCGCAUCUCCAACGUGAUGAUCGCUCUCACCUGGCUGCUGUCCGCCGCCAUCUCCCUCGCCCCGCUCCUGGGCUGGGGGGAGACCUACAGCCCCGAGCAGGAGCGCUGCCAGCUCAGCCAGGACCCGUCCUACACCAUCGUGUCCACGGGCGGGGCGUUCUACCUGCCCCUCUGCGUGGUGCUCUUCGUCUACUGGAAGAUCUACAAGGCGUCCAAGUUCCACAUGGGGGCCCGCAGGAGGAACGCCGUGGGGCCCCUGCCCGAGGCUGCCCAGGUGAAGGAAGCUUCGAAGGAACCACAGAUGGUGUUUACAGCUCGUCGUGCAGCUAUCACUUUCCAGACAGAUGGAGAAACAUGGAGGGAACAGAAAGAGAAAAAGGCAGCUCUGAUGGUUGGCAUCUUAAUUGGAGUUUUUGUACUGUGCUGGAUCCCUUUCUUCAUCACAGAAUUAAUAAGUCCCCUCUGUUCCUGUAACAUCCCUCCCGUCUGGAAAAGCAUCUUUCUUUGGCUUGGCUACUCAAAUUCUUUCUUUAAUCCUCUCAUUUAUACAGCAUUUAACAAAAAUUACAACAAUGCCUUCAAGAACCUUUUUGUAAAGCAAAGAUAAAAGGGGACACAGAGGAGAACAUUAUUAUUGCGUAUAGGAAACAUGCCUGUGCUAUGUACAGUUUUCAUGCACAAGAGCUACUUGAGGGGAUUUAGGAGCAGUGAAAAAGAAGAUGGAAGACGUCUGGAUAUAAACCUACUGAGAGUUUUCAGCUCCCCCUUAGAAAUACAGAUGUGCUACGCCAGUGUUUGGCAAAGAAGGUGGAAGCAGGGAAUGCCUGCCGUCUGCUCUUCAGUCCUCACAGGCUGAGGUCUGCCAGCGGAGCGCUGUGUGUGUCGGGUGCCGCGGCUGUCACACCCAACACGGCUGAUCCCGCCCCACCAGCCCCGGGCCGCGCUGGAGCUCUCCUCAUU